Gossypium raimondii (Peruvian cotton) is the source of this 751-nucleotide messenger RNA. RefSeq lists its product as uncharacterized. The record is from RefSeq and is a predicted model, not a curated record. Lineage: Eukaryota; Viridiplantae; Streptophyta; Magnoliopsida; Malvales; Malvaceae. The coding region runs from base 144 to 629 and encodes 161 amino acids. The transcript has 2 exons.
UAAGUGUCUCUUCACUUUAGUUCAGUUCUCCUCUGUCCAGAACUCUCUACACUUCUCCAUCCAUCCUCCUCUCCUUUCUUAUUAUAUAAACGAAUAAAUCCACCCUGAAAGUUAUCUGUUGAAAAGGAGCUUACGAUCAAACCAUGGCAUCUAGAUCAAUUGGUUGUUUGAAGCAGUUGACGAAUCCUUUGCGAGGAAAGGCGAGUUAUGCGACCUCAACGCCACCGAAACUGAAAUCCUACUCACCAACAGCCGAUUUUGGCUACUCUAAAGAUGCUAAGCCGCCAAAGAAAGUGAGGGGCGAUAUGGUGCCGGUGUACGUAGCAAUCGGCAUGAUAGCGCUGUCAACCUCACUGGGCCUUCACACAGUGGUGCAACAGCUGAAGAACUCGCCGCAUGUGCGAGUUGACAAGAAGAGAAGAGAGAGUUUACCAGAGGUGGAGGAGCCUGAUCGAGUGCUGGAUGAAACAGACAGGUUCAUCAAGCAGUCGUUUUUCAGGAAAGUUGCCCAUAUUCAGAAAGAUGACGAUCACUUCGCCAUUGAUGAUCCAACACGGGCUGACGUGUUUGCUGUCACUCCUACCUCGAGGGCUGAAACUCUGAGAUCAGUUGGUGUUCUUGAUGGCUAAUGUUAUAUUUAAUUUCCAGGCUUUUCUGGGGGAACGUUCUAGAUAUCUCCCUAUGGCUCAUCAUCGAAUGUUGUAAAUAUACAGUAAAAUAAUGGGGUUUCAAUAGUUGGUUUGUUGCUUUA